AUGCGCUUUCUUUUGGUGAUUUUCGUUUCUCUCUUUGCCGAGACAUUCGCCGAGACAUUCGCCGAGUCGGACCUGUGCAAUGAAUGUGCGACACCUUUGUUGAAAAAGAAAUGGUACACGACUGGCCUUCCCAACUAUCCAUCGACGCUUGACUUCACUGACAACUGCCUCAUAGCCGGUAUCUACACGAGGAGCACCUCUUGCACCACAUGCUUUGAGCUAUCGUUUCCUCUCGACGGAUCCCAGCAAAUGGUGCGCGGUUGUUGGCGGAAUUUCGUUCAAGGCUAUGAUGAUCUGAUCGAAGCUGGGGAGAGAUGCGAGUACUCGAUUUCCACGACCGACAACAACACGCAGAUCUCGCUAGGGAGCAGCGGGAAAUCCACGUCAAACCCUGUGACGGUGAUGCGAACGUGCAAGCCCAAAGACGAGCCUUGUAACGGAAAAUUUGCGGUCUACAAUCAGGGCGGCGAUGUGGGACCACUUGGAGGAGCGAAAGAGCAGGUUACUACCCAGUGCGCCCUUGGUGGUGUGCCCAUCGUCGAGGCGGGGAUGGGAAGAGAAUGCUAUUCUUGUUCGAAAUACGGACAAGAUGGAACAUGCCAUCGAAAAUCGAAAUCCACAUGUCGAUCGGGAGGUUACUGCUUGAAGAUGGAUGGAAAGCUCGGAAAGAACCAAGUGGUUAUGCGAUCGUGUGCCCCGAUCAAUCCUUUCGCUGACUCGAGUGGUCAGAGUCGAGAUGUGUGCUUCCAUGUUGAUGGGAAAUUCGAAAUCGGUAGCAUGUUCGGAAUUGGAACCGAUUACACGUUCGAUAAAAAAUCGUACAUAUGCAUUUGCAAGACCGAUCGUUGCAAUCCGGCGCGAGCCCAAUCGGUUCUCCUUGCCGGCAUUCUCUCCCUUCUCGUCACAAUUCGAUUUUUUCUA
Messenger RNA from Mesorhabditis belari, 921 nucleotides. The record is from the annotation of a GenBank genome assembly. NCBI's taxonomy places the organism in Eukaryota, Metazoa, Nematoda, Chromadorea, Rhabditida, Rhabditidae.